Messenger RNA from Triticum turgidum subsp. durum (durum wheat), 2451 nucleotides. Lineage: Eukaryota; Viridiplantae; Streptophyta; Magnoliopsida; Poales; Poaceae. The record is from the annotation of a GenBank genome assembly.
AUGCUUUCACAUGGAACCAUGAACCUUAUUUUAGUAGUCCUCUCUUCGACCUGGACGCUAUGCUUCAGUUCCUCUGUUUCCAGUAGCCACUUUUCAGUAAGCGCUGCAUCCCUGCAUACCCUCCAGCCCUUCUGUUUGAAUCCUGCACUAACCUAUUGCCGUCUCAGUUCGACAAACGGAUUCUUUUUGCAUCCGGCAGCGACUGCAGAAAUGGCGAGUGCACAUGGUGAAUUGGAGAAGAAGCUACAGGAUCCAAAUGCACCACCAAUGUUUCUUCCACUUGAUUUUUUGCAAGAUAUCACAUGUGACUUCUCCACAGAGUCGAAACUUGGCGAAGGCGGGUAUGGAAUAGUUUACAAGGGAGUUCUCCGGACUGGGAAAAUCAUCACUGUCAAGAAGCUGUUUGAAAUGCGAUUAAAAGAGGAGACGUUUCAGAAUGAGGUCCGUUAUCUUAUGGGGAUCAAACACCAAAACAUAGUGCAGCUUAAAGGUUACUGCGCUGAGUCAAGAUGGGAAGCAAUUGAGAGACCAAGUGGAAGUGGGAAGCAUGUUUUUGCUGAAAUUCCAAAAAGGUUGCUCUGCUUCGAGUACAUAUCCAACAAAAGCCUCAAGAAACAUAUUUCUGAUGAAUCUUUGGGCCUUGAGUGGAAUAUGAGAUACGACAUAAUCAAGGGGAUUUGCAGUGGCAUGCAUUUCCUUCAUGAUGAAUGCCAUAUCGUUCAUCUGGACCUAAAGCCAGAAAAUAUAUUGAUAGACUCUACCAUGACAGCAAAAAUCGCGGAUUUUGGUUUAUCAAGGAUCUUUGGAGAGCAAGAAUCUCAAAUUAUCACGGAUAAUCGUGCUGGAACAUGUGGAUAUAUGGCGCCAGAAUACUUAAUCCGAGGUGUAGUGUCAAACAAGGCAGAUAUCUUCAGUAUGGGUGUCAUAGUUAUAGAGAUAAUUACAGGUCAUAGGGACUAUCCAGAUUUCCAGCAAGAUAAUCCCCACAGUGCUGCAGCAUCACUCCAGCAAUUCACAGAAAAAGUGCUCCUUAGCUGGAGGAACAAACUCAUGUCCACACCAGACUAUAAAUCAACAGAAACAUCUGUCCGACAAGUAAGACAAUGUAUUGGUAUAGCGCUUGAAUGUGUGCACCCUAGCAUGGAGAAAAGACCUACUGCAAAGGAUAUACGCGAAAUGCUUAAUGGAUUAGACAAGAUGGUGGCAGACUACGAGCCGCUGUCGGACAUGCAGUGCAAGGACAUGCUGCAGGCCCUGAACACUACUGUGAGUAACGAUCUCACAUCCCAGAACCGGAGUAUAACUAACGACAUGUUAAACAAAGAGACAGAUAGUAAAGUGGUGGCCAAUGCGAAAUCGUUGGAGGGUUUGUUACACACACCUUUGCCAGAAUCAAACAAAAUAAAUGAGAUGGUGAAGUGGUGGGCAGCGAAGGCAUCCUGUAAGCCACAACCAACAAGGGACACAACCAUUGUGCAGGCAAUCCCUACUUUAACACAGAUCAUAUCUAGGGAGGUCCCUAAAGAGCGCAUGAUUUCACUAGACAUAAAUCAGACAGAGUCAUGGAUUGCAACAGGCCACGAAAAUGGAUAUAUUGAUAUAUGUGAUUAUAUCAUGCAGAAAUCAGUGUGUUUGGUUAAAAUCGAAGAUGUUGACGCCCCAGUUGAUAAUAUUAAAUUUAUUGAAAGAAAGCAAUGGUUUAUUGUCGGUUUAGGGGCUGGGAGUGGCAAAAUCUAUGUGUAUAGCUAUAAACCGGAGGUGCAGAAAAUCACGAGUUUUCGUGUUAAGAGAUACUUAAUCGGUAUCGACUCACUGGCCGUUCAUCCAACCCAACCGUAUGUGUUGUCAUCAUGUAGUGGGUACAUACAACUUUGGGACUGGGAUAGGAACUGGGAGUGCGUCAAAAAGUUUGAGAAACUAUCGUAUUUUAACAUGGAAUUGCAACUUGCAUUUAACCCGAAGGACCCCAAUGAAUUUGCUAGUACUUCAAAUGAUAUGACUGUAAAGCUUUGGAAUCUUGAUUCACUCAAGCCUAAAUAUAUUCUGGAUGGUCAUUCAGCCAAAGUGAACUGUGUUGAGUUCUUCACAACUGAUGAUAAUAAGCAGUAUUUGAUUACUGGAUCUAGUGACAAGUUUGCCAUGAUAUGGGACAUGCAGACAAAAACAUGUGUUCAAAUAUUUGGAGAGUUCAAGUCAUCCGUUAUUUCUGUUGUUUCCCAUCCCAGUCUUCCAGUUUUAAUUAUAGGCACAAGAGAUGGCACUAUUCAUUUGUGGGGCACACAUUUCAGGUACAAGAGACAACUUACCACCGAGGGAGGUGCUAAUGGUCUCACAUGUUUGACGUCGCUAGGAAGGGUUGUGAUGGGAAACGAGUCGGCGCUAUUCACGAUGGAGAUCCUUGACGAAGAGCCGGAUGCUAUUGUGGAAGCUGAAGAAGCAGUUGCUAGCUAG